This is a messenger RNA of Megachile rotundata (alfalfa leafcutting bee), 3071 nucleotides long. RefSeq lists its product as uncharacterized. The record is from RefSeq and is a predicted model, not a curated record. NCBI's taxonomy places the organism in Eukaryota, Metazoa, Arthropoda, Insecta, Hymenoptera, Megachilidae. Gene Ontology annotation, molecular function: carbohydrate binding.
UCGAACCGAACGCAUGUGGUGUCGAUCGUCUCCCCAUUUCGUUGCUCACCGAAUAAUCAACGCAAUUACGAUGUAAACAGUGUAAUUUUUACAAUCGCGCGAAAACGUACAAGAAAAGUGACGUUCGUGAACUGGUUCAGUGCAGUGUCAGAUCUCCGUUUCGACCGGGAAUAUUGGCAUCGGACGAGCUGUCUCGUCUCGAUCGUCGAUGGUCGUGUUCCACGAAAGGGAGCACGUUACUGAAACCGGCAAGUUUACUCGAUUUAUUCGCGCGAUCGACAGAAUGCAUUCGAGUGACGAUGGAUAGCAUUUCUUCGAGCGUAGCGUGUUAGUGAAGCGACAGUCCACGUGACCGGUGUUUGCAGUUUAUGUGAAACGCGCAUCAGAUCGUGACGUAUCAUAUCGUUCGUGCGUUAUACGAUUAUCGAUGCGCGAUAUCUGUCGUUUGCUGGAAUCGUGUGUAAAUCUACGCGUGAACGACAAUCGAUACGUCAUCGUGAUUGUCCGAUCGAUUCGCGCGUGUCAACGGUCGAUCGAUACGCGAGAAACGAUUCGAUUUUAAUUAAUAUGCGUAUCACGGGAAAACGGACCGGCUCGAUGCUCGACGCCGUCGAUCUGACUUUGAAGAAUUCGCGAAUACCGCUUGAGGCGUGAAUACCUACACGGUGUAUUUAACCCUGCCGCUCUGAAGUGUCCCUCGAAAGUGUUUUACGUCGGUGACAACUACGCGGGUGAUGUGUUGGUGUCUGUGUCGCGUCAACUGAGAGCUGUGCACAGUGUGUGCCGGAUGUCAGGACCAUAAUCGUUGAUGUCUUCAGGCCUAGUGACUCGUGUCAUCAUGCUGACGAUCGUUUUGCUGUUCCUCCUGGGCCAACCGGCUGCACGGGCUGAUUAUCUGAGCUUGUUAGCAGGCACCCUGAAGACCUAUCAGCGUGCAGCCUGCGAUGAAGAGUCGAUGACGUUGAAGUGUCCACCAGGUACCACGAUAUCUGUUGCCCUGGCUCAAUAUGGCAGAACCGGGGCAAAUGGCACGGGCAGGUGCGGCUCACCCGAUCCAUCCCUGUUGCUUGGUGAUAAACAGACAGAUCAAACUUGCGUUUGGCCACAGUCGUUACAGUACUCACUGUUGCAGACGGUGGUGGAGGUAUGUCACAAGAAGAGGCAAUGCAAGUUUAACACCAGUCCAAAGACCUUUCAAGGCGAUCCGUGUCCUGGACUUCCGAAGUAUAUUGAGGUCGCCUACAAAUGCCGUCCCUAUGAAUUCAGAAGCAAAGUUGCUUGCGAGAAUGAUGUCAUCAAUCUUGCUUGUCAUCCCGGACAGAGGGUUGCCAUUUUCAGUGCAUCAUUUGGUAGAACAGAAUACGAAUCUCUUCAGUGUCCCCAGCCGCAUGACGUGAAGGAAGAAACGUGCAUGACGCCACACGCGACGGAAACAGUGAUGAAUAUGUGCCAUGGGAAACGACGUUGCUCUGUGGUGGCAAACAGUUCGACAUUUGGUGAACCUUGCAGCCCGGAAAGCAGAACUUAUUUGAAAGUCGUCUACACCUGCGUGCCCCGAACAGUGCUCCGAGAACAAUACGAAGGCGACGUGGAACCAGACGAGGUGGACCUGAUGCACGAGUUCGAGGAAGGUUUCGACAGGGCAGACUUUAGGGCAGAAUUCAGCCCCAGUCCAAAUCUCGAAGGACCACAACCGCAACCAAGGGAUAAUGUUUCUCGAAAUUUCCCAACGGUCAGCUCAUCCCCACCACGUGCUCGGACGAACAAUGACGUGGGCACACAAUCGAUCAAGUAUAAGUCACACGGUGUACGAGCGAAAGACUCGUCCUUAUCACCCGCGGUUAUUCAAGGGGUGAUUAUGUUCGACAACAACGUGGACGGUAACACUAGAGAUCUUCCCAGCAGUACCGUGUCACCGAUUAAUUGCACCACGGUUGUCUACGCCGUUCCCGAAGAGGAUCGUGUCGUUGUCGGAUAUAUCAAUGAAUGGAUCAAUGCAUAUUCGUUCAUAUCGAAAAAUCAAGAGAAGUUCUACCUGUACAUCAUAGUGUCUGUCUCGGCUGGCAUUCUAAUCUUUCUGGGGUUGGUAAUUGGACGUCUUCUUGUCAGCCGUCAUCGUGCGAAGAGGGAUGCGAAAUUCCAUGCGAAUAACGAAGCUCUGCCGAAUGGAUUUACUGAUGACAUUUCAGAAAUCGACGCAGAUAUUGAUCUCACGGCUACCAUGCCAGUUCCCAUGCAAGACACGAGGAUGAAAGAAACACAGCUAGCGGAGAGACUCCAUGGCGAUCGUUACUACGCAGACACAAGGAUACCCAUGUCACCCACGACGAUUCACCCAGCACCAGUACACCACCCAGGGAACACAGGCGUCAGGGUGGAUCUGGGUAACCACAUGGUGGGCACCGACAGCCUGCACACGAUCCUGCGCCCGGAGAAUCCACGGAGCCUGAACACCAAGAGCUAUUAUUAUGGCUGACAGGAGGAGGGGGGUGUCCCGCGCGAGGGACGACCCCCGUCCUUGAGCCCGGUACCGGAAGUGAGCACGCGGAAAUACUGCUUUUAAUCGAGAUUUUUUAAGGCACGAGCCACCAACGAAGCCGCUGUAAAGAACGUUCGAGAGUCGAACGAUCCUCGCGCGUCGAUCGAUCGUUGUUUCCUCGAGCGGAAAUGGAGGAACUUCGUCCUCGCGCCCGGUACCGGAAACAAGCACGUGGCGGUGACGUUUUUCGUGUUUCCCUCCUUCUUUUUUUUAUUCCGUUAACUGAUAUCGAAAGUGAAUCGUGCGGUGGAUGCAGAAAUUGUUUGAAAAUUUUGUAGACGGUCGAACACUUCGAUACCGGAAGUGAUGUUAAGCGCGGGAUUUGCAGCGAUGAGGCACUUUUUAUGCGUUUCUCUUGUUAUACAGGGUGUUUUGAGGUGUGAUAUAGGGUGGGGAAACGGGGAAAUUAGUAAAAUUGUUAGUAUCUGUUUAGAAGAAAUUGAAUAUUGGAAUAAUGUUGUAUGUGGUUUUGUUUUAAAUUGAAUUUAAAAGCUUUUUGGAUAUUUGUGAAGUUGUGUACGACAGAAAAGAA